AUGGCUGAGAAUAUUACAGCCGAGUCUGUCACAAGUUCGUUUUCACAAACAGACACCGCAAUCCUUGAUGCGCUAGUCCCGGGCUACUCACUACUUUCCAAAUUUGUGAGCUCUCACCUCAAUAUUGACGUUGCAAGCUAUUUGCAAUAUGUCAUUCUAUUGGCUACAUUCGGCGCCUCUUUUCAAUACCUUAUCUGGUACAUGAAGGAUAUGGUUGAAAUGUACUUCAUGUCUACCGCAGAAAUACGAUUCGACGAUGAGACUUUCAAUUUCUUCAUGUACUGGAUGUCGCGACAGGUAAACAUGUCGAAAACAAAUCGCUUCGUCGCUGGUGUUAAAACAAGUGGCUACUGGUCUGAUGAUUGCUCUGAUGACGAAGACGACGAAAAGGAUAUCGAGCUAGAUGAGCCUGGUUCCGGCGAAAACGAGUCAUCAUUUGAGGAGUACUGGGCCAAGCUCACAGGCCGUGACAAGUAUAGAACCUUGCGAUAUACACCGUCAGAAGGCCGUCAUUUCUUUCGGUUUCGUGGUAAGCUACUAAUGCUGGAGCGAAAACAGCAGCAGCAGACUCCGCUGUGGGUAAUGAACAACGAGACGCUUUACCUGUCUUGUCUCGGUCGCAACCCGGGCAUUAUUAAGGACCUGCUCAACGAGGCCCAACAAACAUAUGUAGAGCGGGACGGCAAUCGAACCGUCAUUUACCGCGGCCAAAGGCUUUGUAGCGGUCAGCAAUUUGGUUGGUAUCGAUGCAUGGCGCGUUGCCCGCGUCCUCUAUCAACUGUUGUUCUGGAGCAGGCACAGAAAGAUGAAUUUAUCUCUGAUAUCAAAGAAUAUCUUCAUCCUCGCACUCGACGCUGGUACUCAAAUCGGGGAAUUCCAUAUCGCCGAGGAUAUCUCUUGCAUGGCCCUCCGGGGACGGGAAAAACUAGUCUCUGUUUUGCGGCUGCAGGCCUGCUUAGCUUAAAGCUUUACCUUCUGAAUCUCGACUCGAAAGCACUUGACGAAGAUAAUUUAGCAUCCCUUUUUCAUGAUCUUCCCCGCCGAUGCAUCGUUCUCCUUGAGGAUGUUGACACUGCAGGGGGGGGAACGACCGAUUCGCCGAAGGAUAAAGAUAAGCCGACAGAUGGUACAGACCCCACAGCGGUGGAUGAAACCGAGGCAAAGGACAAGGACAAGGACAAGAAGGAGGAGAAGUCACGAGGUAUCACAUUAUCUGCGCUAUUGAACGUCAUCGACGGAGUUGCAGCCAGCGAAGGCCGUAUACUCGUCAUGACAACCAAUCACCCUGAAAAACUUGACGCAGCUCUCCUCCGACCCGGUCGUGUCGACUUAAGCAUUACCUUUGGACGUACCACCCAAGCCGAUAUCGAGGAGCUUUUUACAUCUAUUUAUACAACAAUGGAAGGCGAUCUUCCGCGCGCUGCAGCCUCCCGACGUCUCCUCAAUGGCACGGCCAAGCAUCUCACGAAUGGCAGUGCCAACCACAAGCACGAGAAUGGCAAUGUCGAGUAUGCCGAGAAACGGAAGCAAGAGAAUAAUGAAGAAGAAAAACGUCGUCUUCGUGAUCUUCGCCUCCGGAUUUCCAAGCUCGCGACUGACUUUUCAGCGAUCGUGCCGAACGGGGAGUUCACUGCUGCCGAGAUCCAAGGCUAUCUUCUCAACCAUAAGGAUUCGCCCGAGGCUGCUAUUAGUGGCGCGGAUACCUGGGUCCAAGGACUCAGAGAGAAGAAGUCUUCCCAACAAAGUAUUCUAGCAUAG
Messenger RNA from Penicillium manginii, 1758 nucleotides. RefSeq names its product BCS1 and AAA domain-containing protein. NCBI's taxonomy places the organism in Eukaryota, Fungi, Ascomycota, Eurotiomycetes, Eurotiales, Aspergillaceae. The coding region runs from base 1 to 1758 and encodes 585 amino acids. Gene Ontology annotation, molecular function: ATP binding; ATP hydrolysis activity. The record is from RefSeq and is a predicted model, not a curated record. Gene Ontology annotation, cellular component: mitochondrial inner membrane. The transcript has 2 exons. Gene Ontology annotation, biological process: mitochondrial respiratory chain complex III assembly; protein insertion into mitochondrial inner membrane from matrix.